This is a messenger RNA of Cercospora beticola, 978 nucleotides long. RefSeq lists its product as uncharacterized. The record is from RefSeq and is a predicted model, not a curated record. Lineage: Eukaryota; Fungi; Ascomycota; Dothideomycetes; Mycosphaerellales; Mycosphaerellaceae.
AUGGCUCAAACACUUCCUGGCGAAUCGCCAGAGGACAUGAUCAUCAAAGGCAGCGACAGAGACAGGGGAGACAUCUCAGACUGCUUCAAUGACUACUGGCGCCAGGACACUUAUGCUCGAGUCUCCAAGGCUGAGCUAGUCAAGCGACUCGACGCAGUCGGCCACUACAUUCCGCGUUCUCACAGUUACCAGAGUUCCCUUGCAACGUACCUCCAGCGAUCCGAUCAAGGCUGUCCAUGCUACUUCACCUGCACAACCGAUGAGCUCCAGAAAUUCGUUACCGCUCGAGGUCUCGAGGUCGAGUCAUCUCGCAGAGCGCGAGCUACCAAGCUAAGGACGGCUCUUGAACAUGCAGAUGCGCAGCGUCCAUUCCACAAGUUCAUGGAUCUUGCCCCGGAGCUUCGGAACCGCGUAUACGCUUUCUACAUGUCAGAAUUCAACAACAAUGUCCUCCUCGCACCUACCCAGCCUCCCCUCACUCGAGCGUCUUCGCUGGUCCGCCAAGAGGCACUGCCUAUGUUCUACAAGACUUGUAAGUUCACGCUCGCACUGAAACACGUCAGCUGUUACGGAUUGAAAUGGGACGAGGAUUCCGAUCGCUUCAUCAAAAGCCUGCAGCCCAGCAGCCUGGCCAUGGUCCGCAACAUCCAGUUCCAGAUCUUCGGCCGCGACGCAAUCAUGCCCGACGAUCUGUACAAUGGGAUGUACAACUUCGCAAUCGACAUUCAACUUGGAAACGGCAGAAAACCUUGCACUGUGGACCUACUCGAACUUUUGAAGGCUGACAAGGAGCGAUGGGACGACUACAAAGACUUUGAGAAAGAGGUUGAGGCGCUCGAGAAUGAUGUCAAAGCUGUAUUUGAAGCCGUCAGCCGCCGUGUCAACAGUCAAACGGGCGAACGGGUCCUCAGCUUGACAAUCGAAGACCUUUGGACAGCACGCCGAAAGAUGGAGCCAAGCUUCGUCAAGUACGUGUAA